This is a messenger RNA of Salvelinus sp. IW2-2015, 1432 nucleotides long. RefSeq names its product protein BTG3-like. The record is from RefSeq and is a predicted model, not a curated record. Gene Ontology annotation, biological process: negative regulation of cell population proliferation; negative regulation of mitotic cell cycle. NCBI's taxonomy places the organism in Eukaryota, Metazoa, Chordata, Actinopteri, Salmoniformes, Salmonidae. Gene Ontology annotation, cellular component: cytoplasm; nucleus.
CAUGAAAGUGACGUCAUCGUUUGUGGCGCUGGCAGAAUACUAAUGAGGUUCAAACAUUCAUGUGUCGAGAUGGCAACAGUUGUCCACAUGUUGAUGAGCAGCAAAUACAGUAUAUGAUUGCUUUUUAUUGUCAUUUUGUGAAAUCGGAAAACUUUUGCUGUGUAGUUUACAAAGUUUGKUACUUUAACAUAACUUGCUAGUUUUUUUUAGCUAGAUAAUAUAGCUAGCUACAGUAAGGUUAGUCUAGUAGCUAAGUUAGCUAUCACAAAUCAAGUUCUUCGGUCAUGCUGUUUGUGAACUUUUCUCUUAGCUAGCUUCACCUGAAAAGUUGUCACCAAAAUGUCUGCAAUUAAUACAUACAUAAUGCAUGUACAACUACAUCAUUUGUAAAGGUUUUGUUGUGCGCUAGCCAGCUAUGACUCACGGGCAGUCACAUGGCUAAACGGGAUUUAUGAGUCACAGCGCGCCUUUCUGGACGAAGACCCGCCAGACUGUAAUGCCCUUUGGCUUUAACAAUAGUUAACCUGCUGAAUUAGCUUAACGUUUACAUGCAACGAGUUCUUGUCAGCCUGUUUUGUGUUGUAAGAAUUUGGACCAUCAUUACAGCACAUCAGUGAAACAUGAUGAAAAAAGAGAUUGCAGCAGUGGUGUUUUUCCUGAAAAGACUGAUCAAAAAGGUGGAAAAGUUGGAGACCCAGAAAGUGGACUUGUUUGUGGAGCAGUUGUCUGUUGCCCUGCAGGAGAAGUUCAGGGGGCAUUGGUACCCUGACAACCCCAGCAAAGGACAGGCCUUCAGGUGUAUUCGGCUGAACAUGUUGCAGAAGGAGGAUCCAGAGUUGCUGCGGGCCUGCCAGGAGAGUGGGSUUCAGUACAAGGACCUUGGCCUGCCCAGAGAACUCACACUGUGGGUAGACCCUGGGGAGGGGUGCUGCAGGUAUGGAGAGAAGAACCAUGCUUUCACGGUGGCCAGUUUCUUUGGUGAUGAGAAUGUGACUAAGAAGGUGACCAACGCUGUGGAGAGGGUGACGUCUGAUUACCACUCCAGUUCAUCUUCAGAUGAGGAUAGUGGCCUCAGGGAAACCCAUCCAUCCCCUACCUGCCCCCAAAAUCACCACACAUACCAGGUGAUCUACCCAGCUUCUCCUUUGUGGCGUCGUCAAGUGCCCAAGCAAAAGAAGAUGGGGCAUGGUAAAGGAUAUAARGUCCCUCCACGUCCUCCUCACUAUGGCUUCAGACCUCAAGGCAGACCCACCCAGCCCUUCAGACAAGACUGGGCUCUGCCUGGCCAGAGAGGGGGGCUCGGAUACUGGGGUGGCACUCCAGGCCUGGCUUACUGUUAGGGACCACUGUAGCUAGUGUUGACGUUAGUAUUAGCCUGUUCCAGGRCCCCAGGUUCCCUGAGGUGUUGAGGGUAACCACUAGAGCAAGCAAU